Messenger RNA from Betta splendens (Siamese fighting fish), 2390 nucleotides. RefSeq names its product V-set and transmembrane domain containing 2B (gene vstm2b). NCBI's taxonomy places the organism in Eukaryota, Metazoa, Chordata, Actinopteri, Anabantiformes, Osphronemidae. The transcript is spliced from 5 exons. Bases 570 to 1424 code for a protein of 284 amino acids. The record is from RefSeq and is a predicted model, not a curated record.
CGGGGGAGGGGGCGCGCGCGCAGACCUCUGCUCUUCGCGCCUCCUCGCGAUGCGCUCGCGACGCACACCAUUCCAAACCUAAGGAAGGCUCCGGGUCAGCGGCGAGCAGUCACCGGGGAAGCGGCGGAGAGAGGCGCGAGCGGACGCUCGCGUGUCACUGUCAGGCGGAAGUCGCGGCCCGUCCGGCUCCGCGGCGGUCUCACGCGCUCACACACGAGCCGGUAAUGUGAUGGGUGUUCGCGCGGAGCCCGAGAGAGCUUUCCUUCGCCAGGGAAUCGGCGGGAUGAUGAAGACCGCGUCUGCGCCGCUGUCCGGGAAGUUCGGCUUCUACUUCCAGACGACGCUCAGCGGGGAAUAAAGGCGAGCGCCGCUGCCGCCGAGGGAUUAACAUCACUUCCUUGACUUCUCCGCGCUCGAAUUAUUGCACUUCUUGCUGCGUCCGCGCGGACUUGUGGUUUUUAUUAUGCUCCAUCUCGCCGUCGGAUUGCACGUGCUGCCGGGCUGAGUGUGGAUGCGUUGGAGUUAUCCGAGCGGCAGUUAACGUCACGUCCAGGUCCGAUGACCGUCUGAUGUCCGAGCGUGACGAGCCUCGCUGUGACAUGGAUACAACCGGACUCUGCAGCCUCCUUUACUACUUCAUUCUCACUUCGCCAUUUAUGAUUUGUGCAAAUGCUGCGUUUACCGAGGUCCCUAAGGAUGUGAGUGUGGGGGAGGGAGAGGAUGUGGAGAUGCCCUGCGCCUUCAAGGCCGUCGGUGCGACGCCCAUGGCCCUGGAGAUCCAGUGGUGGUACCUGAAGGAGGACGUGUCUAAAGAGCUGCCCCACGAGCUGCAGAUCAGCGCUCCAGCCAACAGGGCCAAGGUGGUGCCAAGGGAAGCCACAAAAAUUAGUACUGUGCGCGUUCAGGGUAACGCCAUCUCGCACCGCCUCAGUCUGUCCAAGGUGAAGAAAGAGGAUGAGGGCGUGUACGAGUGCCGCGUGUCUGACCUGUGGGCUGAUGAGACUCAGGAAUUUACAGUCCAUGCCGCGCUGCACGUAACGCCGGGCGACGGCAUGGUGGCCGAGGAGGCUGUCUCUCACAUCCAAAACCGCUGGACAUUAAGGAAUGCCAACACGGUGCUGGGAGGAGGCGCAGCAGGCAGGGCCACGUCGGAGCCCAGCCAGAGUCUGGCGGGGGGGCAGAGGUUAGGGCAGGGGAAGCACCAGGUGCCUCAGCAGGCCCAGCCCGGACUCCUCCCCUCUAUCUCAUCCACCACCACCUCCUCCUCAGCGGCCAAGUCGUCAGCCUCCCCGCUGCCAGGGAACACAGCCAUCCUCCGAAAGCAGCACGGAGCUGGCUCCAGCGCCAUGAGCACCAUGGACCCCCUCCUCUGCAUCACUCUUCUCUUCGUCCAUAAAAUCCUCCCCUUUCUGUUGGCUCACUGAAGAGACUUCAACCUAAAUCAUGUUGACCUGCAACAUUCUCACUUUCUAAACCAAACAAGCAGCAGUCAGUGCCCACCAGGGAGAAAGGGUCACAUUAAAUCGAUGUAUGCUGAUGCAACACGUCACUGCCGGGAGCGAAACCAACACAGAAAUGGACAGAGGAGGUGGAAGGAAGGGGCCGGAUGGAGCGGAGAAGAGGGAUGCUCCACAGACAUUAACCACGGAGCGAAGCUGCAUGACUGUAGACGGUGUGGAGAAGAGAAAUAUGCUUACAGUGAAUCAGCAUAGCUAAUGAUCCACACACAGCCUGUUCAGCGUGGCCACAUGAAGCUCUGCUUCUGCUCUGCACCCGCUUCAUGCAAGGCCCUCCUCACACGCUCCACACCUGCAUCUCCACUGUGAAUUCCUGGUCAUCCAACAACACACGUACUGUUUAUUUGAACAUAGUCACUGUCUAUAUUAUGUGGAAGACAUGUGACCAGUGUGUGUGUGUGUGUGUGUGUGUGUGUGUGUGUGUGUGUGUGUGUGUGUGUGUGUGUGUGUGUGUGUGUGUGUGUGUGUGUUUAGGAGGGGUGAUCUCAUCAGCAUGUUCCGGUCGAUUACUGCUGUUUCUUUCUGUAGCCAUGUCAUUAUACAGAGCAACUGCUCAUCCAGUGUGUUAGUCCAAAGUGUCUCGUGUCAUCACCCUCCUACAUACACAAACAACAGUCACUUUUGUUCCCAUAGCCGUGUUCCGUAAACUCCAUGUCCAUUGAUAAGCUGAUAUAUUUUGAUUAAGAUGAGGCUCACCUUACCAUAGUUGUUGUUAAUCACCUCCAAUAAUGUUUAUUUUUUAUUAAAUCUAUGGUGAUCAGAGUAAGACAUUUCAUUUCUAAGAGACAAACUAAAUUUAUUGGUAACUUGCAAACAGCAGUUGAGAUGAAGCUUUAUUGUUUUUGUAAUAAAAGUUAGAUUUUAACAUUGUCA